Messenger RNA from Aspergillus glaucus CBS 516.65, 675 nucleotides. Its product is annotated as C3HC4 finger protein. Lineage: Eukaryota; Fungi; Ascomycota; Eurotiomycetes; Eurotiales; Aspergillaceae. The coding region runs from base 1 to 675 and encodes 224 amino acids. The record is from RefSeq and is a predicted model, not a curated record. The transcript has 3 exons.
AUGGAAGAAACCGCCACAGGUCCCUCUGGCCAGUACGCCGAGGAUCCUAUGCUAGGAAGUUCAGGGAUGGCUAUACCACAAGGUACAGCCGUCGCGGGUGGUAAUCCCGGGCCAUCGAAUCCCCUAUCACAACCCUUCCAAAAUCUUGCGAUCGAUAGCCCUAGCUACGACCAACCUCCGAGUCCAAACUACUCUUUCCCCCGACAAUCCAGCUUGCAACCGCCUACUGAAUUUCUCGAGCAAUGGCAAAGGCUCGUUAGGAGAGAAGCCAUAAGACGAGGGUUCGAAAUUCGUGUUCAGGAUCACCCUGCCCAUGGCCAUGCAUGGUACAAUCCGAACAUGCUUAGAGCAAGAAGCCCGCUUGAGUGGCGAGACGGAGGGUGGGUCAGGGUAGAACCCCCUGCUCGAAAUGGCCCUUGCCUCGAUAAUAUGGGCGAUGGACGGCCGGAUGCCAAAGAAAGCUCCGAAAUGAUGAUUAAGCUCGAAUGCAAGAUCUGUAUGAGCCAGCUGGUCGAUACGGUGAUUAUCCCUUGUGGACAUGCGGUCCUCUGUCAAUGGUGCGCGGACCUGCACAUCCCAGCGACGAAAAAUGACCCCACGAGACCAGUUAAGAAGGUCAACUGUCCGAUAUGUCGCGCAGUGGUUAUGGGAAAGUACCGGAUCUUUCUCACGUAA